UGUGCGACUGGCAUGUUUGGUUGCGGCACUGUGAUGUGCCGUGCUUAGUCUACGUGCUGCCCUACACCGUGAUUGCCGCAUCACGCGCGCAAUCCGCUCGUAUUUAAAGCGCUGUGUGCGAAAACUCCACUGCGUUGUGUGGACAACACGGCAGAAACAAUAAAAAAAAAAACGAACCAGCCAAACAUACGCCACUCGCACAACUUGUCGCUGAGCUGCUCUGCGUCGACGAAACAUAUUUUACAUAGGUUUACAACCCAGGUUUGGGGCCGGUACUGCUAACUGUCAAACGUGUGUUGUUUUUAUUUGUGUGUAUAGUCAGCCAAAAGGACCAAAGUAGGGAUCAAACGAUAACACCAGCGCAACAAUCAACUUAGCCAAGCUCUGCAAUCCACUGGAAACAGUUCAAUCUUUGGUACUCACACACGCUGUCACUUGGCGUGUGCCGCUCGUCCGGAAGGAACUUUCGAAACGGCCCGGUCCUGUUCCCGGAUGCGUGCCAAAAUAACGCAGGAAACUCCCAGCACGGUAUUGUUCAUCGAUUGUGAAGGAUCGUGGUCGUGUUCGAAAACUGAGCAGGCGCAGUGUUCCCUGGCCUGCAACCGAAGAGAGCAGAGAGUGUACACUGUCCCCGUGCUGGAGAGCUAGUGUAAAUUGCACAACGGAGAGAUUGUGUGUGGGAAAAUUAGUGUGCGUGUGUGUGUAAGUGAGAAAGAGAGCGAGAGAGAGAGAGAGAAAGAGAGAAAGGGAUAAGCCAGCUCUGGAAAAUGUUAGGGCGAACGAGUGACUGCACCAACGGAAGCCGCACGGACGUCCAACAGCUGUCACUGGUCGUCCGGGAGCAGUCGGUCAUCGAAGGAGCCACCGAGAUACUGAAGGUUAUCAGACCGGACUGGUGUCGCGACAGCGUGCGCUUUAAGCUCUUUACCGAUGGUAUCACCAACAAGUUGGUCGGAUGUUUUAAGCAAGCGAAGGAAAGCGAUGAUGGCAACGGUACACCCGAACCAGAGGAUGUCGUGCUGAUCCGGGUGUAUGGUAACAAGACGGAUCUGCUUAUCGACCGCUCGAAGGAGAAGGAAAACAUUCAGCUGUUGCAUCGCUACGGUUACGCACCUGCCCUGUACGCCACCUUUGCCAACGGUCUCGCAUACGAGUAUGUACCGGGUGUGACGCUAACACCAGACACUUGUCAGGCCGAUGCCGUUUGGCCACUCGUGGCCCGCCGGAUGGCCCAAAUGCACAAGGUACAACCGGAUGACCCAUCCGCCGCCAACGUUCCCGCACUCUCGUCCAAGACCGACCAGUUCCUACGGCUCGUCCCAAAGUGCUUCACUGACCCGCUCAAAGACGAACGCGUGUGGAAGGUGUUUCCCAGUGUUUCGGAACUGUGCGUUGAGUUUAAUGCGCUGUACGCACGAUUACUCGAAACGGACAGCCCGGUCGUCUUCUGCCAUAACGAUCUUCUGCUUGGGAACGUGAUCUACGACGAGGCGCGUUCGCGCGUCACCUUCAUCGACUACGAGUAUGCGGCUCCGAACCAUCAAGCGUUUGACAUUGGUAAUCACUUUACCGAGUUCGCCGGCAUCGAUGAUAUCGACUAUGGGCGUUAUCCAACACAAGACUUUCAGCGGAGUUGGUUGCGAGUCUACCUCCAGGAGUAUCUCGGUGAAUCGAUCCCGGUAACAGACAGCGCGGUACAGCGGCUGUACGUGCAAGUCAACCAGUACGCACUCGCAUCACACUUCUUUUGGGCAAUAUGGGCCCUCAUACAGGCGGAACACUCAACCAUCGACUUCGAUUUCAUACAGUUCGGUACUACACGCUUUCUUGAGUAUCGUCGACGAAAAGAGGAGUUCUUAGCGCUUCGCUGCAACAACUAAACCGAACCGUUCGUCGUGGACCCUGGAUGAUCUUGUGGAUAUUACUGCACAGAUACCGAACAUAACAGAGACAGCAGGCUGUUUUUAGAUAAGUUCGCGUCAUCCCGUCAUGUUCUACAUGGAUACCAUUAUUCCCUUCCCCGAGGAGCCUCACCACCUACCAGGAGUUUUCACCAUUCCCAAAUCUCUUCGACCCUGCAAUGGCGUGUUGCUUUUAUCACCUUGAAAUUUUUUGUUUUUUUAAAUUAUCCAUGUAACUGCUAUCGUUAAAUUCUCGUUCACAUACUCGAUUUCUAGUGGAAAUGUAACAGUGAGUAGGCUAAUGGAAAACUAAUCUUAUGGUGCUACUGAUGGUGCGAAAGAUUCAUUGCAUAAUGCGCCAUUAAGCGCAGGAUCAUACUGCUGGCUGUUUUCAUUCCAAGCUGUUGGUGUGCCGUUUUGUGCAGUACGGGAAGUCCAAAAUUGUAACAAAAGGAGGCAAAAAAACACACAUUGUAAAUCCUACCGACCUGGAUAGGUGUGUCAUAAGGAUCUUGUUCUUUGUUUUUACUACGUGCAUAAGAAGCAAUAAAUAAGAUAAUUAAAGC
This is a messenger RNA of Anopheles moucheti, 2467 nucleotides long. RefSeq names its product ethanolamine kinase (gene eas). Gene Ontology annotation, molecular function: ethanolamine kinase activity. The record is from RefSeq and is a predicted model, not a curated record. The coding region runs from base 768 to 1880 and encodes 370 amino acids. Gene Ontology annotation, cellular component: cytoplasm. NCBI's taxonomy places the organism in Eukaryota, Metazoa, Arthropoda, Insecta, Diptera, Culicidae. Gene Ontology annotation, biological process: phosphatidylethanolamine biosynthetic process. The transcript has 4 exons.